AUGGAUCGAUUUUUUCCUGAGAAACUUCUGGGUGAGAUAUUCUGGGAUCAAUCUCUUUUGGCCACCGACCAAAGUGAUGCAGUUAAAAAUUCCCAAAUCAUCAAGGGUGAAGCUUUCCCUCCUGCAACUCAAAGUGCUUUUGUUCAAUAUAGAGACCUACCCAGAAGCAAAAACCCUCUAAACGGGUCAAAUUCAGAGAGCAUGAGUAAGAGAAUGCUGGCGUUCUUGAGAAAAAGUUUCCCCGUGGAGAGAAAUAACGUGGAAGAGAAUGAAAGGGAUCGCAAUUUCAGGCACAUGAUCAAUGAGAGAAUGAGGAGACGGAGGCAGAGGCAGUGCUGCUUGGCCCUGCAUUCAAUUUUACCACAUGGAACCAAAACAGAUAAUAAUUCUGUAAUUCAAAUGGCAGCGAAGGAGAUUGUACGGCUACAAGGAUGCAGAGAAGAGUUGAAGAGGAAAAUUGAAGGAAAUGUUGAAGGUGUUGCUGGGAGGAAGCAUGAUGGGAGAAGUAAGGUUGAAUAUUUGAGAGUUGGAGAUCCAAAGUGUGCCAUUGAUUCAAUGGUUGAGAGGCUGAAGUUGUUGAAAAAGGAAGGAUCGGAUAGCAGCAGCAUCAGAGCAAGUUUCUCCCCAGUGGAGUUGUUUGCAGUGUUAGAGAUAGACAGUGUUGUUUGCAGGGCCAGAACAGAUAUCUAA
Sphenostylis stenocarpa is the source of this 690-nucleotide messenger RNA. NCBI's taxonomy places the organism in Eukaryota, Viridiplantae, Streptophyta, Magnoliopsida, Fabales, Fabaceae. The record is from the annotation of a GenBank genome assembly.